Messenger RNA from Gadus morhua (Atlantic cod), 1339 nucleotides. RefSeq names its product centromere protein X (gene cenpx). The transcript has 5 exons. The record is from RefSeq and is a predicted model, not a curated record. Bases 45 to 290 code for a protein of 81 amino acids. NCBI's taxonomy places the organism in Eukaryota, Metazoa, Chordata, Actinopteri, Gadiformes, Gadidae. Gene Ontology annotation, biological process: kinetochore assembly; replication fork processing; DNA repair. Gene Ontology annotation, molecular function: protein heterodimerization activity. Gene Ontology annotation, cellular component: Fanconi anaemia nuclear complex; FANCM-MHF complex.
CCAACCAGCCAAACAAAUUUGCGGGAUCCUGCGUCUCUGUAAACAUGGCGGAGAAAGAACACCGAGUGGAAUUUAAAAAGGAGACCGUGAGCAAGCUCCUGUCAGGUCACUUCAAGGAAGAUAAAACCAGACUCAGUAGUGACGCAACCAUACUGAUGUCCGAGAUGCUGAAGGUGCUGGUUCAAGAGGCGGCAUUGAGGUCACUGAAGCAAGCUGAAUCUGAGGAUUGUGAUCAAGUGCACAUAGAGCACUUUGAGAAGAUCCUUCCUCAACUGUUGCUGGAUUUCUAACCCCGGUUUUACCACAAGAUGGCGCCAGACCGCCGCGCACAAAAAGCGGUUCUACUCUGCUCGUUCUCGUUUUCUGCCGAGAGGAUCUCUAGUACCAUAAAGGACUCAAAUUAAGAAUCAUUAUCAACGUUUCAUGAUGAAGAUGAAGACAGUUUUGUUUAUUUUAGAAAGAGUAUUUUUUUUUUAAGUCCCGUUAUUAACAGCAGCAAAAGUGAGAGUGAGUGCCCACCUGUGCUAACUCAGCGCAACAGCAGGUGCUUACGGGCCGGCCUUCAUCAAAGCCUCCCGGAGCAGUUGGGAGCAAUUAGCGUAAUAAGGGGCGCAGCCAGUCCCUUAGAUGAUGACAAGUGGCAGGGAAAAAAAAUACAUGUACCCCCCUCUGGCCACUUUGAAGUUCCCUUUUGCUGUCCUGCGAUGUUUGGUUAGAGGUUGGGAGGGGAGGGGGGUGUAGGGGGUUGGUGGUGGUAAUGGUGGGGGUGGAGGGGCUGCUGGAGACCUCUGGCGCAGGGGAAAGUUGAACGGCGGCGUUGGUUCAGUGAAUGCCUGCGCUUGUCUUGGACCACACGCAUAGAUUAACCCCCUGCGCUUGAAAGCAAGCAUAAAACACAUUGGAACGCGGCCCAAAGAUGAGUAUAUAGUGUGUGGUUCUCCAGGUAAAUAAACGCAAGGAGCGCUGUGUGUGUGUGUGUGUGUGUGUGUGUGUGUGUGUGUGUGUGUGUGGUGUGUGUGUGUGUGUGUGUGUGUGUGUGUGUGUGUGUGUGUGUGUGUGUGUGUGUGUGUGUGUGUGUGUGUGUGUGUGCGUGUGCUGAUGGUCAGCAUAGCUGCGCGACACCUCACCGCGUGUUUAGCUGUGUGGCCCUCGGUGACUCACUGCACUUCCUUCGACUCACUGGCGCUCACUGACAGCUGGAACCCACAGAAGUAGUAAGCGUCAGGGUGCUAGUGCGGCGGGUAUGCACCCAGCAUGGGGUUCUGAUGGAGGACCGGGUCUGUGGUCGGCACUCACUGAUGAGUAUGAUGAAGACAAGAAAUAAAAAAAAGUUUGGAUA